UGGGGACUGUGGAAGAAGGUGAGGAUCAGAGAAGACAGGAUCAAACAUCCUUUUUUACACAAUGCAGAGGAUUAACCCCUUAGCAGGGGUGGACUGACAACUCAUGGGGCCCCCGGGCAAUAGGGGAUUAUUGGAGCCCCUGUGUCCUUGCCCAAGCUCAAAAAAGCCUAUGAAAAAGGUACCAGGGGCAUCUCAUGGGGCCCCCUACUUACCCCGGGCCCUCGGGGCAGUGCCCGAGUUUCUAAAUGUUCAGUCCACCCCUGGCAGU
Staurois parvus is the source of this 268-nucleotide messenger RNA. The record is from the annotation of a GenBank genome assembly. NCBI's taxonomy places the organism in Eukaryota, Metazoa, Chordata, Amphibia, Anura, Ranidae.